UACUUCUCCUACCAAGUUUUUCCUCCGCCUGCUUUUCUCUCUCUCAAACAAGGCUGCUCAUCUCUCUCUCUCUCUCUCUCUCUCUCUACCAAUCCCCAAAUCAACCAAUCCCUCUGUAAGUACUUUUCCCCCUUUUGAAAUUUGCACAGAUUUGUUAGGGACAAGAGAAGAAUACAAGAGAGUCAAAGGAAAGGUUCCAAAAGCCAGCCACCAUUUCUGGCGUGAGAAGCCUAGCUGUAAAAUCCAAUCGUGUCGAUGAAAAAUGCAUAUACUGGAUGCAGGCUGGGCGUGAUUCGUAUUUUUUGUUUUCAGAGUUUGAAUGUAAAAUCGGAGGGGUGUUGAUGCCGGUAACCGACCGCUGAUUUGGAUUGGGGAAGAAGAAACAGUAGGGGCAUUGGGAUUUCGUUAUUGUCCUGGAGUGAUUUUGAAUUCUUUUGUGUAGUUUUGUCGAAGCAGGACUGUCGAUCUUUGAUGGAUUUAUUAUUCGGUUUCGGUUUUCUCGAAGUUUUGUUUGGGUUUUCGCAUUGGUCGAUGAUAUCAAUGCAAUUCACUGUACACACCAAAUUUUCUGCAUGAGGUGCCGCGAUAAGAUCUGAGGAUCUGCGUUUCUUCAUUCCAUCAGGUCAGGUCACUUGAUGUUCUUAGUAAAGGAUUCGAUUUCAAUUUCGAUUUCGGUUUCAAAUGGAGUGUGUGUUGAUGAAGCUAAAUGAGAUAAGAAAUUGAUUCAGAUGGAUUGAGGAAUCGAAGCAAUGUUAAAAGAAUUGGCAUUGUGGUUGUUGUUUCUUCGACUGUUUCUAUCGGUUCCCGUAGCCGUGGGUGAUGAAUUUCGUUGUAAUUGUGACGAGGACGGCGGGUUUUGGAGCAUCGAGCGGAUUCUCGAGUGCCAAAAAGUCGGCGAUUUCUUGAUCGCCGUGGCCUACUUUUCGAUCCCGAUCGAGCUGCUUUACUUUGUCAGCUGUUCGAACUUCCCGUUCAAAUGGGUGCUUUUUCAGUUCAUCGCGUUCAUCGGCUUCUGCGGAAUGACGCAUCUCUUGAAUUCUUGGACUUACGGCCCUCACUCAUUUCAGCUCAUGCUUAUGCUUACGGUUUCGAAAAUUCUCACGGCAUUGGUAUCCGUUGCGACGGCGAUUACGCUCGUUACACUAUUUCCGCUCGUGCUUAAAGUUAAGGUCCGGGAAUUGCUGUUGAAGAAAAAGGCGUGGGAUCUCGAUCGGGAGGUUUUGAUUAUAAAGAAACAGAACGAGGCGUUUCUUCACGUUCGGAUGCUAACGCAGGAGAUUCGGAAAACGCUCGAUCGUCAUACGAUUUUGUACACCACGUUGGUCGAGCUGUCGAAGACAUUGGAUUUGGAGAAUUGCGCAGUUUGGAUGCCGAAUUCUGUCAAUACGGAGAUGAACCUAACCCAUCAGCUGAGGGAACGGAGCUUGUCGAACAUGUACGACACGAGCAUCCCGAUCGAUGAUCCUGAUGUGAGGUUGAUCAAGGAGAGCGACGGGGCGAAGAUUCUCGAUCCCGAGUCGCCCCUCGCCGUUGCAAGCAGCGGCGGAAUCGGCGAGCCGGGUUCGGUGGCGGCAAUCCGGAUGCAGAUGCUGAUCGCCGCGAAUUUCAAAGGCGGUACACCGGAGAUGGUCCCCGUCAGCUACGCGAUUCUCGUUUUGAUUUUGCCCGACGAAGAAAAUCGAUCGUGGAGCGACCAAGAACUCGAGAUCGUCCAGGUCGUUUCCGAUCAAGUCGCUGUCGCACUUUCCCACGCUUCGGUGCUCGAAGAAUCUCAACUCAUGAGGGAACGGCUCGUCGAACAAAACCGAGCGCUGCAACAGGCGAAGCAGGACGUGUUAAUGGCGAGCCGAGUUCGCGACACGUUCCAGACAGUGAUGAGCAAAGGUUUACGGACGCCUUUGCACUCGAUUUCUGGCCUUUUAUCCGUCCUGCAUGAUGAAAAAUUGAGCGACAAACAGAGACUUCUCGUCAACUCCAUGAUUAAGGCCGGCGACGUUCUUUCGACUCUGGUAACCGAUCUUGUCGAUGUUUCGGGGAAGGGUAGCGAUCGAUUUCCGUUAGAGAUGAGUCGAUUCGAACUGCAUUCUAUGAUCAGAGAAGCGACUUGCAUCUCCAAGUGCCUGGCUGCUUGCAAAAGUUACGAUUUUUCGAUCGACGUCGAUAAAUCGUUGCCGAAUCAUGUCGUGGGCGAUGAACGACGAGUGUUUCGGGUGAUCUUGCAUAUGGUCGAUAAUCUGUUGAACAGAAGCCGUGGUGGAGGAGGGAUUCUUACGUUUCGAUGUUAUUCGGCUAGCAGAAGUACCGAGCAACGAUGGGGGCAGUGGCGAUCGAAUUCGUCCGAAGGGUUCUCGUACGUCAAAUUCGAAAUCUUUAUAUCGCACGCCGGCUCGUCUCCGCCGAUCGACGCACAACUGCGCGGAAACGAGGAAACGAUGAGCUUUAUCGCUUGCAAGAAAUUAGUUCAGCUUAUGCAAGGCGACAUAUGGGCGACGUCGAAUCCCGAGGCGUUCGAUCAAGGCAUGGGUCUCGUGUUACGGUUCCAAUUACCGCCGUCGUCGUCCGUCGUUAUAUCGGAGCAGGGCGAAUCGUCGCAUUCAAACUCAUUUUUAAGGGGUCUGAAGGUGCUGUUGGCCGACGCCGACGAUGUCAAUCGGGCCGUGACGCGGAAAUUGCUCGAGAAGAUGGGUUGCGUCGUGACGGCUGUAUCGUCGGGAUACGAAUGCAUUAGCGCGCUUGGCCCGGGGGUGCCGUUGUGCCAAGUGGUGCUGUUGGAUCUUCACUUGCCCGAUUUAGACGGGUUCGAAGUGGCACUGCAAAUCCGGAAGUUUCGGAGCCGGAACUGGCUGUCGAUCGUUGCGCUGACGUCGGCGGACGACGGCGGGACGAGGGAGAAAUGCCUGCAGAUAGGGAUAAAUGGGUUUGUUCAGAAACCCGGUUCGCGAAAGGAGUUGGAGUUAGAGCUGAAAAGGGCAAUUCUACAGGCAAAUAGGGUUAUUUCUGUUUGUUAAUUCUUGAAGAAAUGGUAUACGAAUUGAACGACUUUUUUUAAUUUUUAACUAUUAUUUACUACUACUAUAAUUUUACCACUGAAAUUUUUACUA
Molecule: messenger RNA, 3101 nt
Organism: Andrographis paniculata
Lineage: Eukaryota; Viridiplantae; Streptophyta; Magnoliopsida; Lamiales; Acanthaceae
Product: ethylene receptor 2-like
Exons: 3
Coding region: 750-3008 (752 amino acids)
Biological process (GO): response to ethylene; phosphorelay signal transduction system
Cellular component (GO): endoplasmic reticulum membrane; endoplasmic reticulum
Molecular function (GO): ethylene receptor activity; ethylene binding; phosphorelay sensor kinase activity
Source: RefSeq, a predicted model, not a curated record